GAAAAUCUCCCUACUGGUUCCCCUGCGAGAGCAGCUGUGCACAGGAUUAUUUUAUCCAACACCACAGUUAUGUCCCAACCAUCGCACAUGCAGGAUCUGGCGAAGCAGAUUUCUACUGCUACGUCGAUCUUGACCGGGUUUCUCUCAUCCAAUGGCAUUGUAGAACCAUCAUUCGACAAAGAUGCCCCUCUUGACAUGCCCGAUAUGCCGGAGGACAUUCAGAUCGCACGGCGGAAUCUGCGAGAAGCUGCACAAGAGCUGUACAUGUUGUCGACUGGCCCUAGCGAGCAUAUAAGAUGGCUCUCGUGCAAUUAUCACGACUGUUCUAGUCUUCGAUGGAUUUAUCAUUUCCGAAUCGCGGAAUUCGUGCCUUUGGAUGGCCAGAAGAAGUUCGCAGACGUUGCAAAGGACGCCGGUGUGGAUGAAGGCCGCCUCAAAAGAGUCCUGCGGCAAGCCAUGACGAACAGGAUAUUCUGCGAACCUCGUGUGGGCUUCGUGGCUCAUACGGCAGCGUCGAGCGCUCUCGUACGAGACAAGGGAACGCUGAAUUGGGUCGGCUAUACAUUGGGAGAGUCGUUCCCGGCGUCGGCCAAGGUGGUCGAAGCAACCGAGAAAUGGGGGCCCUCCGAAGAAAAGAAUCAUUGUGGUUGGAACAUUGCUUAUGACACUGACCUGCCGAUAUUCCAGUACCUAUCGAGUCACCCGGACCGUGCUGAGAGGUUCGCAGAAACCAUGAAGGCGCUGACGAGCACAGAUGGCUACAACAUUCGCCACUUGGUAGAAGGGUAUCCUUGGGGAGACUUGACCGACGGCACCGUGGUUGAUGUUGGCGGAAGUUUUGGUCAUAUGAGCAUCGGACUCGCAGAGAAAUUCCCCAAUCUCAAGUUCGUGGUACAAGAUCUUCCCGACAUCGUCGCGGCAGGUGAGCCAGCGCUUCCCACGGAUUUGAAGGACCGUAUCUCGUUUCAAGCACACGACUUCUUCACACCUCAGCCCGUCUAUGGCGCAGACGUGUACCUUCUUCGGUUCAUUCUGCAUGACUAUUCCGACACUCAUGCAACGCUUAUCCUCAAGAGCCUGCUUCCCGCGUUCAAAUCGACAUCAAAACUACUGGUGAUGGACGGGGUUUUGCCAGAGCCAGGAACCAUGGCCCCGAGCGAAGAGCGUCAAAUCCGAGUGAUGGACUUGGAAAUGAUGACAAGUUUCAAUGCAAAAGAGAGAGAGAUCGAUGAUUGGCGAAGUCUGUUCUCCAGGGCUGAUCCAAGACUGAAGAUAGUCAAAGUGACCAAACCUCCUGGAAGUGUCAAUUCAAUAAUCGAGGCUGUGCUUGAGGAGUCCCAAUGAGGUUCUCCUUGCCGGCCAACUAUAGACAGAAGAAGUGGCACAAUAUGACAUUGGUGAAUGCUUGUCUCGAAGAAAUAA
Molecule: messenger RNA, 1422 nt
Organism: Exophiala xenobiotica
Lineage: Eukaryota; Fungi; Ascomycota; Eurotiomycetes; Chaetothyriales; Herpotrichiellaceae
Exons: 4
Coding region: 70-1344 (424 amino acids)
Molecular function (GO): O-methyltransferase activity
Source: RefSeq, a predicted model, not a curated record